UGCUCGAAGGAAAAUCCAACUCUGUCUGCUCUCGCUCAUAUUUUAUUGUGAAUGAACAUCCCUCAGACCACAAACCAGACACGUUCUGACAUUUUCUCAGUCUAAAAACACACCCAUUUUCAUCUGCUUCAAUUCACAUGCGUGCUGUUUCUCUUGCUAAGAAAUCUCCCCCUCCAACAUCACAGCAUAACUGCUACACCAAGGACUAAAUUCCCUGGAACUGAUCAUGUUCAUGAUCCUUCUGAAACUGCUACUCUUCCUCACAUGGAUUUCUUCUCCAUCUCUUUCCACCUCCAUGACCCAGCUUGACACUCUCUUAGCCAUCAGAGACUCUCUAGACCCAGAGAACCGCGUGUUGCUCUCAUGGACCCCCCAUUCUGACCCCUGUAGUAGUGCCUCUUUUGAGGGUGUGGCUUGCAAUGACCAAGGCCUCGUUACCAAUAUUUCACUGCAAGGAAAGGGUCUAUAUGGAAGAGUACCUGAAGCUUUGGCUGCUCUCAAGAGCUUGACGGGUCUCUUCCUUCACUUCAAUGCCCUCACUGGGAUAUUACCAAAGGAAAUUUCCACUUUGACUGAGCUAAGUGAUUUGUAUCUCAACGUCAAUAACCUCUCUGGUGACAUCCCUCGCGAGAUUGGCAAUAUGUCAAAUCUUCAAGUUUUGCAGCUUUGCUAUAACAAAUUUAGUGGGAGUAUACCUACUGACCUGGGAAGGUUGAGGAAGCUCGGUGUUCUUGCACUGCAAUAUAAUCAAUUAAAUAGCGCUAUUCCAGCUAGUUUGGGUGAAGUGGGGACAUUGGAACGAUUGGAUUUGAGCUUCAAUAACCUUUUCGGUCCUAUUCCAGUCACAUUGGCUAAUGCACCUAAUCUCCAGACUCUGAAUAUUCGUAACAAUUCUCUCUCUGGCCGUGUACCUACAGCUCUGAGAAGACUCAAAGGUGGGUUUCAGUACAUGAACAAUCCGGGUUUAUGUGGGACUGGAUUCGCUGAUUUAGAUUCUUGCAAAGGAGUAAGCACUUCAGAACCAGUUAGACCCGAACCAUAUGAACCUGGUGAUAUAUCUACGAAAGAUCUUCCUGCAUCAAUAGAACCACAGCGUGAAAGCUGCGGCGGUGGUCAUUGUAAAAGGACAUCGAAAUCUUCAAAAAUUGGUCUGGUUUUUACCGUCAUUGGACUCGUUUUUGCUUCAACCGUUGCAGGAAUGAUUUUGCUAUUCUGGCGACGUAGUCAGAUUCAGAAAAUUGGAAGUUCUGAUAACCGGCUUAAGCAAGUGUGUAAGAAAAGUGCGUUUCCUCUUAUCAGUUUGGAGUAUUCUGACGGUUGGGACCCAUUAGAGAAAGGUCGAUGUGGGUAUUCCCAGGAAUUUCUUGAGAGCUUUAUGUUUAAUCUUGAAGAAGUAGAACGCGCAACUCAAAUCUUCUCAGAGGUAAAUUUAUUGAGGAAGAGUGAUUCUUCAGCUGUGUACCGGGGGGUUUUGAGAGAUGGUUCUGCUGUGACUAUAAAGUGUAUCGCCAAAACAAGCUGCAAAUCAGAUGAAGGAGAGUUCUUGACAGGUUUGAAGAUAUUGACCUCGUUAAGGCAUGAAAAUCUAGUUCGUUUGAGAGGGUUUUGCUGUUCAAAAGGCCGCGGAGAAUGUUUUCUGAUCUAUGACUCUCUCUCUAAUGGGAGUUUGUUGCAGUAUCUUGAUGUUAAGAGAAACAGUGGUAGGGUACUUGAUUGGUCGAUCAGAGUGUUCAUCAUUCGUGGUAUUGCCAAAGGUAUCGAUUAUCUGCAUAGGAAAAAAGGAAGCAAACAUGGGAUCGUUCACCAAAAUAUAUCAGCUGAAAACGUACUUCUGGAUGCUGGGUACAAGGCUUUACUUGCAGAUUCCGGAUUGCACAAGCUCCUUGAAGAUGAUGUUGUUUUUUCCGCCCUCAAAGCUAGCGCUGCCAUGGGAUAUCUGCCUCCAGAGUACACCAAAACUGGUCGUUUGACAGAAAAGAGUGAUGUGUAUGCCUUUGGAGUGAUUGUUUUCCAGCUUCUCACCGGAAAACGUGACAUCACCCAGUUGAAUUGCCAAAGUGGCAUUUUGAAAGAUAUAGUUGAUGAGAAUCUUGAAGGGAUGUUCUCAGAAUCAGAGGCCACCAAGCUGAGAAGAGUUGCUGUGCUUUGCACUCACGAGUCUCCACAUCUUCGACCAUCUAUGGAUACCCUAAUGCUAGAACUGGAUGAUAAUGAGUAGUAGUAGUAGUAGUUCCUCACAUGUAGCAUCCUUGUUGAUCUCUCUACAUUGGAAAUUUCUCACUUUUGGUUCACUAUUAGAAUUUUGAUA
This is a messenger RNA of Vigna radiata var. radiata (mung bean), 2308 nucleotides long. Its product is annotated as LRR receptor-like serine/threonine-protein kinase GSO1. Gene Ontology annotation, cellular component: membrane. Gene Ontology annotation, biological process: protein phosphorylation. The transcript is spliced from 4 exons. The coding region runs from base 227 to 2218 and encodes 663 amino acids. Gene Ontology annotation, molecular function: protein kinase activity; protein binding; ATP binding. Lineage: Eukaryota; Viridiplantae; Streptophyta; Magnoliopsida; Fabales; Fabaceae. The record is from RefSeq and is a predicted model, not a curated record.